This is a messenger RNA of Homarus americanus (American lobster), 1151 nucleotides long. RefSeq names its product gamma-glutamyl hydrolase A-like. Gene Ontology annotation, biological process: tetrahydrofolylpolyglutamate metabolic process. Gene Ontology annotation, molecular function: gamma-glutamyl-peptidase activity. Gene Ontology annotation, cellular component: vacuole. The record is from RefSeq and is a predicted model, not a curated record. The coding region runs from base 63 to 1034 and encodes 323 amino acids. Lineage: Eukaryota; Metazoa; Arthropoda; Malacostraca; Decapoda; Nephropidae. The transcript is spliced from 8 exons.
GUACGAAGGGUCGGGUGAAUUCCCAAGUCAGUGUUGCGUUAUAACUUGUGUGGUAAGACAGGAUGAUGGUGGUGCCUCGAGUCGUGAUCUCAGCGGCCCUUCUCCUGGCGGCGCUGCUGGUGACCGACGCCCAGUACAGCUAUAACCUCAGACCCAUCAUAGGCGUCCUCUCCCAGGCUCCUUCCGACAGCCUCCUCUCUGGCCUGGUCGACAAGAACUACACUGGCUUUAUCGCUGCCUCUUACGUCAAGUACCUGGAGAGUGCCGGGGCCAGGGUGGUACCAGUCCUAACCCACCAGGAUGACGCCUACUAUGAGAACCUUGUUCAUUCUCUCAACGGGUUCCUCUUCCCCGGGGGCGGUGUGUCCAUUACCAACACUAGUGGCUACGGUGCCGCGGGUCAGAAGAUAUAUGACCUAGUAAAAGAGCUCAACUCGAAGGGAAUCUACGUGCCACUGUGGGGGACCUGUCUGGGUUUCGAGAUGUUGACCUACCUGGGAGCCAAUUACGUCAACUUACUAACCGCCUGCAACGCUAACAACAAGGCUGACCCCCUCAACCUGCAGGACGGUUACCUAGACUCAAGAAUCUUCAGCCAAUUGCCAGAGGACAGCGUCAACUCACUUAGGACCCUCAACGUCACCGUCAACUUCCACCAUCAUUGUAUCACCCCCGAGGUUUUCAAAUCAUCAGGACUGUCAGAUGAGUUCAAGUUGCUAGCUACCAGUUGGGACAGUGACGGGCGGGAGUACGUGGCGUUAAUGGAACAUCAAGACUUGCCCAUCUAUGGCUCUCAGUUCCACCCAGAGAAGAACCAGUUCGAGUGGAGUACAAGUAAAACACACACAGCUAUUCCACACUAUCUAAAAUCCCUGGAGGUGUCUCAGUCCUUAGCUAAUUUCUUCGUCGAGCAAGCUCGUCAGAACAACCAGAGCUUCACCACGGAGAAGGAGGAAGAAGUCGCCCUCAUCUACAACUACCAUCCCUUCUACACCGUCUGGUCAACCUACACCCAAGUCUAUUUCUUCCGGUAAAACCUCCAGCCGGUUGUGUAUAAUCUGGCGGAGAAGUUAACACCCAUUUACACCGUGUUACUUCCUCCACCUUUGAGUUAACUGUACGACAAUGAGGACAAUAACAAUAUUCUAACA